CCUCCCCGAAGUGGCCAGGACCUGCGCUGUUCGUGCGGGCCGGCGAGUCCCACGUGGUGCGGUGACUCGCGGUUGCAGCCUCCGGUCCUCUCUAACUUCCCCGGCCUGUGUGCCCGCUGCUUGCAGAGAUGCCGAAGAUCAAGUCAGGGGCGAGCGGCCGGUGCCGCGAACGGCAACAACAACGCCGGGAGCUGAAGAGCGGAGGAGGACUCACGUUCAACACGGGGAUUGGGCAGCACGUUUUGAAAAAUCCUCUCAUUGUUAACAGCAUUAUCGAUAAGGCUGCCUUAAGACCAACUGAUGUGGUGCUGGAAGUUGGACCUGGAACUGGCAAUAUGACUGUAAAGUUGCUAGAAAAGGCAAAAAAGGUAAUCGCCUGUGAACUUGACCUAAGGCUAGUAGCUGAACUUCACAAAAGAGUUCAGGGCACGCCUCUGGCCAGCAAACUUCAAGUAAUGGUGGGUGAUGUGUUGAAAACAGAUUUGCCAUUUUUUGAUGCUUGUGUGGCAAAUUUGCCUUAUCAGAUCUCUUCUCCUUUUGUCUUCAAGCUGUUGCUGCACCGACCUUUUUUCAGAUGUGCUGUACUUAUGUUUCAAAGAGAAUUUGCUCUCCGACUGGUUGCAAAACCUGGAGAUAAGUUAUACUGCAGACUGUCAAUUAAUACACAGCUAUUAGCACGUGUGGACCAUCUAAUGAAAGUUGGAAAGAAUAACUUCAGACCACCACCCAAGGUGGAAUCCAGUGUCGUAAGGAUAGAACCUAAGAAUCCACCACCACCUAUCAAUUUUCAGGAAUGGGAUGGCCUAGUAAGGAUCACCUUUGUUAGGAAAAACAAGACACUGUCUGCUGCAUUUAAGUCAAGUGCAGUGCAACAGCUACUGGAAAAAAACUACAGAAUUCACUGUUCGGUCCAUAAUAUUAUAAUACCAGAAGAUUUCAGCAUAGCAGAUAAAAUACAGCAAAUCCUAACCAGCACAGGUUUUAGUGACAAGCGGGCCCGUUCCAUGGACAUAGAUGAUUUCAUUAGAUUGCUACAUGGAUUCAAUGCAGAAGGUAUCCAUUUUUCUUAGGUAUCUGCAGAAGAGAAGUUUCCAAACUCAACAAAGUGGAAUUAAUAUAUUCUUAGUAAUUUGAGAAGAUGAACUAUGCUUGGACACUAUGUGCUUGACUAUUUUUGAUUUACUACUGUUGUCACCGUUUAUUACUCUGAAUUUUUAAGGAAGUAAGUCAAUUCUAACUGUACAGGUUGUUUUUUUUUUUUUGGUUUUGGUUUGAUUUUAAUAUAUAACAUAGGGCAGGGUCCAAUUUAUACAUGAUACUCUUCAAGUUUAAGAGCCACAGACACGCACAACUUUACACUUAAAAGUUAUUUCUAACAGUGUAUUAUAUAAAGAUGUUACACUAAUAUUUCCUAUGUUAUAUAUUACUGUGAGAACCUUUUUUUAGGAUUUUAGCUCUUUAGGCCUUUGUUCUUCAAGUCAUAAGAAAGUUAAAAUAUGCUUAAUUUAGUCACAUAUUCCCCAUACCAUUUCUUCUUGUUAUUCAUGUGUACAGUAAAGCAAUUGUUUCCUUGUUUCCUAAAA
Molecule: messenger RNA, 1583 nt
Organism: Balaenoptera ricei (Rice's whale)
Lineage: Eukaryota; Metazoa; Chordata; Mammalia; Artiodactyla; Balaenopteridae
Gene: DIMT1
Product: DIM1 rRNA methyltransferase and ribosome maturation factor
Exons: 12
Coding region: 129-1070 (313 amino acids)
Biological process (GO): rRNA methylation
Cellular component (GO): mitochondrial matrix
Molecular function (GO): rRNA (adenine-N6,N6-)-dimethyltransferase activity
Source: RefSeq, a predicted model, not a curated record